This is a messenger RNA of Argiope bruennichi, 4223 nucleotides long. It is a transcript of the gene ninaC, whose product is annotated as neither inactivation nor afterpotential protein C-like. Gene Ontology annotation, biological process: protein phosphorylation. The transcript has 24 exons. The coding region runs from base 981 to 4097 and encodes 1038 amino acids. Gene Ontology annotation, cellular component: myosin complex. Gene Ontology annotation, molecular function: protein tyrosine kinase activity; ATP binding; cytoskeletal motor activity. The record is from RefSeq and is a predicted model, not a curated record. Lineage: Eukaryota; Metazoa; Arthropoda; Arachnida; Araneae; Araneidae.
AGUGACCUUUCAUCGACUCUUGGCUAUACAUAUCCGAUCAGGUUGUAAACAUCUCAACUCUUCUUUUGAUGGCACAAGUAAUUACUGAACAGUGGGAAUCUUUCAAUGGUCCCAUUGUCACCAUCAGAACUGUGUAGAAAUAUUCCACGUAAAAUCCAUCAUCCGUAAAAUCCAAACCGGACAAAUUUUGUUAUUUCUGGUCUUUCGGAAUUUAAGAGAUAAGUAUUAUUUUGAAUUUAUUACAGAUCGGAGGAUAUAAAUUUCAUCUUAAGUAAUUCCGUCAAUCGCUGGUAGUUUGUAUGACGAUUAAUUAAUAAUAAAUAAUCAAAAGAAUGCUGUAGUAGUAUUUUCUGGUUGAAAUAUUAAAACGGUAAUUAUCUGUAUUUUGUUUUAAAUGAAAUAAUUAUUUUAACUGAAAAUAUAUCCUAGCUUAUAAUAGAAAUAUUUUGGAUAAGUUUGUAUUCUUUAGUUAAACGAAAACUAUGAUAAAUCAAACAGAAUAUUAAAUAAUAGGAAAUUUUGCACCUGUAAGAACUCUUGGUUAAUUUUAAAAGAAAAGGAACGUUCUUUUAUUUUGGAAAAGCUUUUGAACGAAAUGUACUCCAAUAUUUCUUAACACUAAGGUUGAAAUCCUUGUUUGGAGUCAUAUAAUUUCUCAUUGCAUAUUUAUAAUAAGAAUUUUAAGGUAUUCUGUUAUAAUAAAUCUUGAAAACAAAAUUCUAAUCUCUCCUACGGCACUUACUGAUUGCCCAGCUUGCAAGUCAAAGUAAAAAUAUAUGCCAUGUAAAAGAAUUUCUCAAAAUUAAUUAUCCAACGAAACUUUUAACAACUAUUGACUAUUAUUUUAAAAUUUCUCGCAUGAACAACAUUUAGCAACCUUUUGACGAUCAUUCGCAAGGGAGUGAACAUUAAAUUAAUCCACGGACGAAUUCAAACCAAUCAGAAGUUAAUUAUAAAUUCACUUCGAAUUAAGAAGGACCAUGUUAGAGGAACCAAGUGAAAGUACUUCUGCCAGACGCAAGUCUAUGGACCCGGUGAGUCAGGUGAUACACCUCGAAGAAUUGCCAACUCCAGGAAGUCGAUUUGAGUUGCAAGAAUUACUUGGAGUUGGAACUUGUGCUAAAGUAUAUGCAGCUAUAGAUAAACAGAAAGGGAAUAAAGUAGCGGUUAAACUAAUAGACAAUAUCGCAGAAAACAUACUGGAGAUAGAAUCAGAAUAUGGCGUCCUAUCUUCGAUCGGUGGCCAAUCUCUUGUUCCAGAGUUCCACGGCACCUAUUUACACUCGCCAAAAAACGCCAAAAAGCAGCUGUGGUUUGUUAUGGAGUUGUGCGAAGGCGUUCCAGUUUCUGAUCUGUUGUCAUGGUUACGUGAGAAUGGAAAAUUGCUGAGUGAAGAAGAAAUUGCUGCUAUUUUAAAGCUCAGCAUGAUGGCAAUUCAUCAUCUACACCAGAAUGAUAUUAUCCAUAGAGAUAUAAGGGCAUCCAAUUUUAUCAUUUCACCAGAAGGGGAACUGAAACUGAUAGACUUUGGAUCGUGCGCUCUGGUUAAAGAUUCUGAAGGGAAAACUCACUCAUCAAUAGGAUCACCAUACUGGAUGGCACCAGAGGUCAUCGCUUGUGAACAGCUGAGACCUUAUACGAAGUCGUGCGAUGUGUGGUCCCUUGGGAUCACAGCCAUUGAGCUCGCUGAAACUCUACCUCCUCUGUUUGACAUACAUCCAGUGAGAGCCAUGUUCCAAAUUGCCAGAAAUCCUCCCCCAACUCUUAAAACUCGAUCCGAAUGGAGUGAAACUUUUAGAGAUUUUAUCAGUGAGUGUCUUGAACGAAAUGAAGAACACCGACCUAACAUCCUGGAGCUACUAUUGCAUCCGUUUAUAACGGCCAUUGAUGAUACCAGCAACCCAUCGCUCACUUUAGAAGAGCAUCUGCAGCAGGAAUUUGUUCCCACAUCUGGUUCCAGAGUGAAACAAAUAUUGAAACGAAUCGGAAGCAUGGUUUCAGAUAAUCUAUAUCCGCUAAUACCAUCUAAACCCCUGACAGUUACUGUAAAGAACUGGAAUUUCAAGACUGAACCAGAAUCGCCUUACGUCAAAAUGUUACCUGAUGACUUGGCAGCUUGUGAGAAUCAAUCAGAGGAAUCGGUCGUAGAUCAUCUAUAUUACAGAGUUAGCCAAGAUGAUAUUUAUACUUACAUAGGAGAUAUCUUAUUAGCUAUCAACCCAAAGAAGAAGCUACCAUUGUACGACUCAAAGAUCCAAGUGCAAUAUUGGGAAAAGGCCAGAUCAGACAAUCCGCCUCAUGUAUUCGCUGUAGCUGACAGAGCCUAUCAGCAAAUGUUGCAUCAUAAACGAUCCCAAGUUAUAAUAACGUUUGGAAAAUGUGGAAGCGGAAAAUCGUUUUCUACCACGCAGAUAAUAAAUCAGCUGGCAUUCUUGAGUCCUAGCGGCUGCAUCGCAAUGGCAGAGAAGAUUCAACAGCUGUGUCCUUUGCUCGACGCUUUCGGAUCUGCUCGCACCAGUUAUAAUCAAAACGCAAGUCGCUUAUUCAAAACUGUAGCCGUGACCUUUACUAAAACAGGAAAAAUAACCGGAGGUAUCAUUGAAGCUACACUUCUAGAUAGAACAAGAAUCAGUUGUACACCUCAGAAUGAAAGCAACUUCCAUAUCCUCUAUUACGUAUUUGAAGGUCUGAAAAACGAAAAGAGGCUGGCCGAAUUCGGUCUAGACAAGUUAUCAAUUAUGAAGUAUUUGCCCAUGAAAUCCACCAAAAACGUCGCAGAUCUGAUUGCCGGUUACAAGAACAUCUACCAAUCCUUACGUGUUCUUUCAUUUACUGAGGAGGAAAUCCUGGUUGUUCUUAGAAUUCUGUCUGCCAUCUUACUUUUGGGUGACGUCACAUAUACGAUGAAAGGAUCUACGGCCACAGCAAACAACCCAUAUCUUAUAACAUCAGCCGCAAAGAACUUAAGCGUUGACAACGACCAGCUGUGUUCUGUCAUUUCUAAGGGGUCGACUGUCGAAGAAGUUGCUGUGAAGCGGGAUGCCUGGGUCCAAUUUCUUUACUUGCGAGUUUUUGACUGGAUUGUGUCUUCCAUCAACAAACAGCUGUCAUUUUCCAGGCUUGUUCUGGGAAAUUCUUACUCUGUGACUGUCAUUGAUCCCCCAGGAUUUGGCGCCAACGAACAAAACCAAUUGUUUCGCCUCAAUUCAAACAUAAUCCAUGAUUUCUUGCAGAAUUACAUACAGCAACUUCUGUUCUUCAGAGAAUUGGAAGAAUAUAAAGAGGAAGGCGUCGAUAUACCAUUUAAAUACGAAGAAACACCACAACAAAAAGAAUUCUUAAACAACCUAGUCGACAGCGAACGAAUUCUGCUAAACGGUCUUCAAAACUCCGGUGUAAAAGGAACUUUCAAUUGGUUAAAAAAAAUGAAAUCCCUCCCAAGCGAAUGUAUCGAAGUAGAAAACGAUAAAGUUACUGUACAUCAUACCUUCGAAGAGAUUACCUAUGAUAUUCCGGAUCUAACGGCAGAUAACGCAUCCACUCUGGACGAAGCUGAGUUUGCUGAAACUUUCAAAGGAACUGUUGAUGUCGUAACAGCGGCUAUCGCUAAUCUGACACCAGAAGAAAAUACAUCUUUGGCAGAACAAAUGCAGGCUAUUCUUCCAAAACUAAUAGAAAGCAUGACCGAUGAUUUUCCCCAUUUGGUGGUUUGCCUCCAGGCGACUGAAUCUCCUAGAGAAGAUAUCAAGUUUGAACCACACUACAUCACGCAGCAGCUGAGAGCCUACAACCUUAUGGAAACUAUCAUGAUCCGACAACAAGGUUUCGCGCGUAGAUUGUCUUUUUCGGAAUUCUUGAAUAGAUAUAAAUAUCUAGCCUUCGAUUUCGACGAAGAAGUGGAACUCACUAAAGAAAACUGCCAGCUGCUUUUGAUCAGAUUGAAAAUGGAUGGCUGGCAAAUGGGAACCAGCAAGGUAUUUCUGAGAUAUUAUACUGAGGAGUACCUCACCAGAUUGUAUGAAACACACAUCAAGAAAAUCAUCAAAAUCCAAGCCAUGGCCCGAAGAUUUAUUGUGAAAGCUAGACAAGGGAAAUAAAGUCUAUCUUGAUAUAAAAGAAGGACAAAUAUGGAACUGAAAUCAUUUAUGUGGAUUUGUUUGUUUAUUGAAUAGCAAAUUACUUAUAUUAUCGAAAAAAGCUAAAAUAAAAAGUAUUGUCUUUUC